Dinoponera quadriceps is the source of this 1342-nucleotide messenger RNA. RefSeq names its product glycine receptor subunit alpha-2 (gene alka). The coding region runs from base 21 to 1316 and encodes 431 amino acids. The record is from RefSeq and is a predicted model, not a curated record. The transcript is spliced from 9 exons. Lineage: Eukaryota; Metazoa; Arthropoda; Insecta; Hymenoptera; Formicidae. Gene Ontology annotation, biological process: signal transduction; chloride transmembrane transport; chemical synaptic transmission. Gene Ontology annotation, cellular component: membrane; neuron projection; synapse. Gene Ontology annotation, molecular function: transmembrane signaling receptor activity; neurotransmitter receptor activity; chloride channel activity.
UGAAGAGUGCACUGCCUCUGAUGGUUUUGCUUCACCUGUGUUGGAAUUCUCUCCCGGAAGUAUGCCCCACGAGUUUGUUCAACGAGGAUGUCAACAAUUGCACUGUGACGUCAAGACUAAUUCUACCCGAGCAUUAUGUGAAAGAGAUUAGACCACCGUCAGCAAAAGGUGCGCCUGUAGUGGUAAAUUUUAACAUCUUAGUAGUUGACAUUAAUUCAAUCAAUGUCGAAGAUAUGGAUUUCCGUGUAGACAUGUUCGUCAGUCAGAGUUGGAUGGAAUCUCGACUGAACAUGCCUCAGGACAUGUUCGAGGAGGACGACGACUACGUUAUACUCCCACCAGAAUUUUUCGACAAUCUUUGGCAACCGGACCCGUAUUUCCUGAAUUCCAAAGUAUCCGAGAUCGCGACCUUAAACCAUAAGUUCUCUCUGGUCACGUUAUAUCGGAAUAAAACUGUUAAAUAUUCCGCGCGAAUUAACGCGAUUGUCGCCUGUCAAAUGGAGUUUCAGUUGUAUCCGAUGGACAUUCAGAUCUGCCCGAUUUACAUAGAGAGCUUUUCCUACAACAGAAAGAAGCUACGCUUAAAAUGGGGCAAGGGUGGUGUCACGGUGAAUCCCGAGCUAAAAUUGUUGCAAUACGACAUCGGGAAGCCUGCGGUGCUCGAGGAGACCAUAGAUUACAUGCUGGAGAAAAACGGAAAUUUUUCGAGACUGGUCGUCUUCUUUCGCUUCGAGAGACAGAUCGGUCACCACUUAAUACAAACUUUCGCACCGUCGACGCUGGUAGUGAUGCUCUCUUGGUUCAGCUUCUGGCUGGGCUUGGAUGCGAUUCCUGGUCGAGUGGCUCUUCUGGUCACGAGCAUGCUUACUCUGGUAACGAUGUUCACCGGCCUUAAGAGCGACAUCCCACCAGUGGCGUAUAUUAAGGCGUUGGACGUGUGGAUGGCCGGCUGUAUGAUGUUUGUAUUCGCGGCUCUGGGUGAAUUCGUCGUGGUCAAAGUGCUCGACUUGCGACACGUCGAAAAUGACUCCCAGAGCUCCGUAGAAUCCCGCUCGUUCUCGCGAUUAAUAGCGAUGGAGGAGAGACAAAACUUCUGGGACAAUGAGUAUACAUAUGCAACUAAACCGAGAAACAAGAAAACCAGUCGAUAUUUACUGCCAGCAAUGUGGCUGAAUAAUGGGUGCCAGGUAAUGCAAUCAUCGCGUAAGACGCGCUCUCAGAAGAUCGAUUGUUACAGCAGAAUCGUAUUUCCGAUACUCUUUCUGCUUUUUGUCGUCAUAUAUUGGCUGAUAGCGUUGUUAAAAAAGGCACCAUGAUAAACGAGACACGUCCUACUUACAAA